Molecule: messenger RNA, 783 nt
Organism: Paralichthys olivaceus (Japanese flounder)
Lineage: Eukaryota; Metazoa; Chordata; Actinopteri; Pleuronectiformes; Paralichthyidae
Gene: cd74a
Product: CD74 molecule, major histocompatibility complex, class II invariant chain a
Biological process (GO): immune response; intracellular protein transport; antigen processing and presentation
Cellular component (GO): membrane
Molecular function (GO): MHC class II protein binding; macrophage migration inhibitory factor binding
Source: RefSeq, a predicted model, not a curated record
AACAGAGGGACUUUCCACAUCCUUCACCUUUCUGAAGAACCUGUCCACUGCUCCUUCCUCAUUUUACAGACAGUUUAUUAGUCUGACCCGUUGGAUUUUGCUCCAGUUUGUUGCUGUGAAGAAGCUUCAGAGAUUCAGAUGGACCAGGCUGACAAUGAAGAGCGUCCCCAGGCCAGAGGGAGUCUGGCAGGCAGUGAGGAUGCCCUCAUAACACCUCAUGCAACCAGGAGGACCUCCAACAGUCGUGCGUUGAAGGUGGCAGGCCUGACGACACUGGCGUGUCUGCUGGUGGCCAGCCAGGUCUUCACUGCCUACAUGGUGUACGGCCAGAAGCAGCAGAUCAACUCUCUGCAGAGGGACUCGGAGAAGAUGUCCAAGCAGUUGACUCGAUCCUCCCCAGCUAUGAGUCGAGUGAGGAUUCCCAUGAACAGCAUGCCUCUGCUGAUGGAUUUCACUUUGGAUGACAGCAAAGACACGACAGCGAAGACAUUCAAUCUUGAGGACAAGUCUGAAUCCUCCACGUCUCUGCCAGCCAUGACCAAAUGCCAGACACAAGCUAAACCUAUUCCCGGGAGGUUCGGUGCCUACCAGCCACAAUGUGACGAGCAGGGCCGCUACUUGCCCGCCCAGUGCUGGCCCUCCAUUGGCUUCUGCUGGUGCGUGGACGAGGAGGGCACCCCAAUCCCGGGCACCAACGUUCGCGGACACCCUGACUGUCCCAAAGGUGUUCGCAAGAGUAUGGUCACUUCCAGGCUGAUUGGCACUGAUGGUCAGUGAACCAAA